AUGGUACGUGGAUUUCCAGUUUCCAAACCAAACAUCCUCUCCCAGCUGGAACAAGGGGAGGAGCUGUGGGUCCCUGAUCUCCAAGGCCACGAGGAAAGGGAGAGCCCAAGCAAUGCCUACGCAGGUGAUGGGACAGCGAAUGAGAUUGAGGAGGAGAAUCCUCAGGAGGAAGGUCCGGAGCGAGUGGAACCACAGGGGACGGUAUCGGAAAGAGAAAGGAGGUGGAGUAAGUCCACUCACAGGAGCAGAGGAGUCCAGAAAGUCAAAGAAACUAUUCAACAGAGAAUUCCCAUUAGAGAGAGACCCUACAAGUGCAGUUAUUGUGGGAAAAGCUUCCAGUACAUAUCAGAACUUCUAGCACAUCAGAUAUUCCACACAGGAGAGAAACCCUAUGAAUGUCCUCACUGUGGAAAAAGUUUCAGUCAGAGCUCAGCCCUUAUUCAACAUCAGAGAAUCCACACAGGAGAGAAACCCUACAAAUGUAAUGAGUGCAGGAAAAGCUUCCGUUUGGGCUCAGACCUUCUGGCACAUCAGAGAAUCCAUACAGGAGAAAAACCCUAUGAAUGCCCUGAUUGUAGAAAAAGCUUUCGACGGCACUCAACCCUUGUUUCCCAUAAGAGAAUCCACACAGGAGAGAAACCCUACAAAUGUAAAGAGUGCGGGAAAAGCUUCCGUUUGGGCCCAGACCUUUUAGCACAUCAGAGAAUCCAUACAGGAGAGAAACCUUAUGAAUGCCCUGAUUGUAGAAAAAGCUUUCGACGGCACUCAACCCUUGUUUCCCAUAAGAGAAUCCACACAGGAGAGAAACCCUACAAAUGUAAAGAGUGCGGGAAAAGCUUCCGUUUGGGCCCAGACCUUUUAGCACAUCAGAGAAUCCAUACAGGAGAGAAACCUUAUGAAUGCCCUGAUUGUAGAAAAAGCUUUCGACGGCACUCAACCCUUGUUUCCCAUAAGAGAAUCCACACAGGAGAGAAACCCUACAAAUGUAAAGAGUGCGGGAAAAGCUUCCGUUUGGGCCCAGACCUUUUAGCACAUCAGAGAAUCCAUACAGGAGAGAAACCUUAUGAAUGCCCUGAUUGUAGAAAAAGCUUUCGACGGCACUCAACCCUUGUUUCCCAUAAGAGAAUCCACACAGGAGAGAAACCCUACAAAUGUAAAGAGUGCGGGAAAAGCUUCCGUUUGGGCCCAGACCUUUUAGCACAUCAGAGAAUCCAUACAGGAGAGAAACCUUAUGAAUGCCCUGAUUGUAGAAAAAGCUUUCGACGGCGCUCAACUCUUGUUUCCCAUAAGAGAAUCCACACAGGAGAGAAACCCUACAAAUGUAAAGAGUGCGGGAAAAGUUUCCGUUUGGGCCCAGACCUUUUAGCACAUCAGAGAAUCCAUACAGGAGAGAAACCCUAUGAAUGCCCUGACUGUGAAAAAAGCUAUCGACAGCACUCAGCCCUUGUUUGCCAUCAGAGAACCCACACAGGAGAGAAACCCUUUAAAUGCCCCCAAUGUGAGAAAAGAUUCACUAGGAAGUCACACCUUAAUCAACAUCAGAGAACCCACACGGGAGAGAAGCCCUACGAAUGCCCUGACUGCCGGAAAAGCUUCAGUCAGAGCUCAAGUCUUAUUCAACAUCAGAGAAUCCACACAGGAGAGAAACCCUAUAAGUGCCAUGACUGUGGGAAAGACUUUUGUGACAGAUCAAGCCUCCGCAGACACCAGAGGAUCCACACAGGAGAGAAACCCUAUAAGUGUCAUGACUGUGAGAAAAGCUUCCUUUGGAAAUCAGCCCUUAUUACUCACCAGAGAAUGCACACAGGAGAGAAACCGUAUAAGUGUCUAGACUGUGAGAAAAGCUUCAGCCGCAGCUCACACCUUAUUUCACAUCAGAGAACCCACACCAAGGAGAAACCAUAUAGAUGCUCUGAGUGUGGAAAAAGCUUCAAUCAGCGCUCCAACCUUAUUAGACAUCAGAGAAUCCACACCGGUGAGAAACCUUAUAGAUGCUCUGAGUGUGGAAAAAGCUUCAAUCAGCGCUCCAACCUUAUUAGACAUCAGAGAAUCCACACCGGUGAGAAACCUUAUAGAUGCUCUGAGUGUGGAAAAAGCUUCAAUCAGCAGUCCAAUCUUCUUAUACACCAGAGAAUCCACACAGGGGAACGGCCCUAUAAAUGCCCCAAGUGUGGGAAAAGCUUUGGUUACAACUCAAUCCUUAUGACACAUCAGAAAAUGCACACUGGAGAAAAGCCCUAUAAGUGUCUUGACUGUGAGAAAAUAUUUAGCCAGAGCUCAGACCUCACUAAACACCAGAGAAUCCAUAUGGGGGAGAGACCCUACAAAUGCAAUGAGUGUGGGAAAAGCUUUAGUCUGAGCUCCCACCUUAUUUCAUAUCAAAAAACCCAUAAGGGAGAGAAACCCUAUAUAUACCCCAACUGUGGGAAGAGCUUCAGUGACAGCUCAAACCUUAUUACGCAUCAAAGGAUCCACACAGGAGAGAAGCCCUACAAAUGCCCUGAGUGCAGGAAAAGCUUCGGUCGUCUCUCACACCUUAAUAGACAUUGGACAAUCCACACAGGAGAGAGAUCUUUUAAAUGCUUGGACUGUGGGAACAGCUUUCGUGACAGCUCAUCCCUCAUCAGGCAUUAGAGAAUCCACACAGAAGAGAAACCCUAGAAGAUGGAUGAAGUGAACAACAACGUGGCUAAUUCCCACGAAUAUCAGAGGGUCAGGUAAGACAGUACUGGCCAUCUAAUGAGGACAUGCAGUAGCUAUUAAAGUAGAUGAUGAAAUCACAUUCCUAGAACAGAGUCAUGCAAAGCAAGAGGCAGAGAUAAGAUUUCCAUGUUGUGAUGAGAUUUGAUUAUUACGACUCAAGAAGCUCUGAACGUCCUUUGAUCAGCUCCUGCACUGAAGUUUGUUGAUACAGACCUAGAACCAUCCUUAUCUUGUGUGCUGUGACUUUGAUUUAUUCUUGAUACUGUUUUAGUUAAUUGAUACAUUCAGGAGCAGAGAUGGACUCAGUUAGGUCAGAAAUGCAAUGAUACUUGGGCUCUGAGCACCGAGUUGGGAUGGUGGUUUAUUUGUGACGUUCUUGCUUUGACUGAAGAGGAGUGGAUCCCAGUUUCUCAAACUCUGAGACCUUUAUCAGGAGAUGUCAAGAAUGUGAAGAUGGGCCUCUAUGUAAUGAAAUGGGACCUCUGGGAAAGUCUCUUUAAAGGUUUAUUUUAUAUUUUAUAAUCUAGCCCGUAUAAUUACACUGGAGUUCUGCUUUUUAUUCCCUGUAUUGAUCAUGAAUUCAUAGAUUUAAAAUGACUAACUAGAUGACUGAACUAUUGAUUAUUACCAGUGGAGUUACAUGCUUUCACUGUUAUGGGUCUGCAGUUGUCCUUUCUGAUAUGUGUAUCCACUACAAAAGUCCUGUAAUAAGGCGAUAAAAUCCCUGAGCCAAUUACUUGUGCUUGAUCCUUCUACAUUUAGAAUCUAGGUCUA
Molecule: messenger RNA, 3477 nt
Organism: Chelonoidis abingdonii (Abingdon island giant tortoise)
Lineage: Eukaryota; Metazoa; Chordata; Testudines; Testudinidae
Source: RefSeq, a predicted model, not a curated record